Molecule: messenger RNA, 603 nt
Organism: Mycosarcoma maydis (corn smut)
Lineage: Eukaryota; Fungi; Basidiomycota; Ustilaginomycetes; Ustilaginales
Exons: 1
Coding region: 1-603 (200 amino acids)
Source: RefSeq, a predicted model, not a curated record
AUGUUUCUUCGAUCAACAAUUUGUGCUUUGGUUAGCGCCGGUGUCCUCUUCUGUCAGCUCGCAUUGGCUACUCGUUCUGCGCCAGAGCUGGCCAGCGAGCCAAAUUCUGUAGACAUACCGCAAGUUCAAAAUGACUUCUAUGAUGAUUUUCAGCUCCGAAAACAUAUUGACACACUUUCCGGAAAGCUUUCACAGCUUCGAGUGACCGGAUCUGUCUCAGGGCACAGUUUGCCGCCUGCUUUUCGCCCAUUUGCAGCAAGAAAUCUCCACGAGAUCCUCCAGAGUCAAAGCCACCUAAAGCAUCUCCUCCACCUUGGCACCUCUGAUCCUCAUCAGGAAUACGCGUUUCUGUUUCCGUACGAUCGCACUCAAGAAGUCCUUGCUGUGAGGCAGGAUCCACAUAUCGCCCAUUUCGGCUUGAUUACAGUCGCUCGAGGCAAUCCAGCCACAAUUAAAUUGAAAGGUUUCGUUCGCAUGGAAGGCGUCGAGAACCGAAACUUGCUUGCACAUGCCAUUCAAGGAGCAGAUGGAUGGCCUGGUAGUGGCUUGCCUUUCUCACACGAUCUUGACUCCCUUUUGCAGGGUCGAAUCCAUGGCUUUUGA